UUUCACAGUUCCUCUAGGGACGACUUCCUAAGCAGUGAUCGCUGAAAGUUAUAAUUAUUAACAACUGGUGUAAUCUAUAAGACAGGUAUCUCAACAUGGCAACACAACUCGAAAGUUUAUUGCUUCCAAUGGCUAAACUGACAAUUUCUAAAGAAAAUGAUGGACAACUACCACUUGAAAAUUAUUUUCCUCCUUCCUUUGAAAUACAUGAUUACAAUGCUACAGAAAAUAAAAUUAUCACAACAUCUUCUCUUGAUGAUGAUGUCAAAAAUUGGCUUCGCAGACGUGCUAAUAAAAACUUUGUAUUCCAGUGCUUAUUAUGCUGCCAGGAAAUGACUUUUGAUACAGCCUUCUCAAGGGGGGACUAUAUUUUUAACAGAAGUCAUCUCUUGACAAAGAAACACAAGAAAAAAGUGAAUGAUGCUUUAUGUGUCGGAAUAUUAUUCGUUUCAUCACAAAAGUUCAUCAUGUGCCUUGACAGCAUUUUACAGAAAGGAAAUCUUUUUGAUGCUCUAAAAACUGUUAAAAGGAGAAGUGAAUUAGUGAUUAGUAAUCUGAUCAGAAAUAAAAUUUCCUGCUCAAACUAUUCCAUGUUUACUUUUGACAGAGCAUCAAAAUCCUUAUGUGAGAUGGAUACAAAGUGUGAUAUUGUUGAUUUUAUGAUAAGUGAUGUCCGACCUCUAUUCAAUUUCCACUGUUUACUGUGUGACAUAAAAACAGGGAAUUUUACUCAAGUUGUCGAUCAUUUAGGAAGUAAGAAACACAAACAAAAAUUGAAGGAAAACAAAGGUGUUAUUAUUUCCAUAAAGGAUUUUAAUUUUUUUGUUGCUUGUAAUUUGAAUGAACUGUCAAGUUUUCUUUUCUUAGAACACUUGAAUAGCUAUUUAGAAGAGAUAGUGAUAGCUUCUACGGGCACUAUUAUCAUUUCAGGAUGCCACUCAGCAGAUGGAAAGCAAGCUCCUAAAGAGGGAGAGAUUACCAUCAAUGUAAAACCUAUCCAAUUGCCCGAUGGUGCCAUAGCUCAAAAAUCUAUUAGAGUAACAACAAGAUAUAACAACUUUUUAUCAGAUUCAUCUGAAAAUGGAGUUUUAAACAAUAAAUUGGCAAUAGGAGAGUCCAGAAUAAAUAAGCAAGAAAAUGUUACUAUUUAUGAAUAUUCUAAUCAAGAUUUUCAUGAGCAUUGUAUGGAUAAUAUUUUGCAUGCAUUAUUUACUAUCGGUUGCAAAAUAUGGUGCUCGCGUUGCAAGAAAGGAAUCUUUACAUUACAAGCUCUACAAACUCAUUUAUCUUCUGUUGAACAUACUAAAAAUAUACGGAACAACGAGCAAAUAGGAUUUAUGUGUCAUGUUUGUAAAAUAUUUUUUAUAGAAUUAAAAGGAGAAAGUUUAGUUCACACACAUUCUAGUUAUCAAAAUAAAAAUAUUAUACUAAAACUUUCUCAAGGUGGUAUAAAAUCUCUCGAGUUCAAUACACCACUAAAUAGCAGUAUCAUUGAGGCUUAUGGUAAAGACUUCCUUGACAAUAUUGGAGAAGCAUGUAAAUUUUGUUGCCUGGCUUGUAAUGAUUUCACAAAGCAAACAUUACCAUAUUUAGGUUCUCAUGAAAUAAGUACCCGCCAUAAGAAUCUUAAAAAAACAUUAAUUUAUGCCAAAUGUGAAUAUUGCAAUGUCAUCUACAUUGACACUAAGCUUGACAAUAUUUCUGGGCAAUUCAAGUUACAUUUUGCAAAACAUCUAAAUGACAAUAAAGAACCGAUAAUUUACUUGAUUUAUAGUGUACUCGACAAUUAUACAACUUGCUUUCAAUCAAUUAUUGAUAAAAAUUUCUUCUCAUUCAAAGAUAUUGAACUUGAAGAAGAAACUAAAUCUUUAAAUGGUCGUCAAAAAUUGACUGUUUCAUUCAGCCAAAAUUUUACUCAGUUCGAUAACCCCGGAGUUUCCUCCAAUGAAUUUGUAAGAAAUGAAAGAUGGAAUAGUGAUGAUUUUUCCCGAUAUUUACAAUUUUAUACCAGUUUAACUGGAGAAAGAGUUGAACUUUUUGAAUGCAAUAUUUGUAAUUUGAAAAAUACUACCAAAACUGAAAUAUUCAGACACCUGUUCAUUUCUGAGCAUCAACUUAAUCAGCUCUAUACAAAAGAAAGUUUUCUCAAGAUUUGUAGCAUUUGUAGUCUGGCAAUUUUUAGUGGAAAUUUAAGAGACUUACAACAACAUUUUAACCAAAAUUGUCACAUAAAAGCAUUAUAUACAGUUAUAGGUUUGCCUUAUACUGCUGCCCUCACGUUUAAUGAGACAAUUUUGAGUUCAUUCAUGAAUAUUCCAAGAAGUUCAUUGAAAGCAAUUAUCCAAAGAAUUGUUUGUGAAAUGAAGGAAAUUUAUAGAAACCGUCAAAACAUUUUUGAUCAUAUAACUAAGGAUACUUUAGCAUUGAUGUCAAAUAAAUUUCCUAAUUUGUCAGUUACUUUCUAUGGAUCCCGUUUGUCAGGUCUCGCCAAAUUCGAAAGUGAUUUUGAUAUUUUCUUGAACAUAGAUAAUUAUUGUUCUUCAUUCAACUAUAAUGUUGCAGGCAAUGAUAAUUUGAAUAAGGUUAAAGAUUUGUUAUCCGCUCAAAACAAUCUAUUCAGAUUUGUUUGUUUUAUUGACUGUGCCGUUCCAAUCAUACAAGCAGAACACAAGACUACAGGAUAUCUCUGUGAAUUCAAUCUGAAUAAUCCUGGAAAGCAUGUUAAAACCAGUAAAAUAAUCAAGAUCCUGACUGAUCUUGAUGAAAGAGUGUUGUGGUUGUUAGCUGCAGUGAAGCAUUGGUCAAUUGCUACAAAAAUUAAAGGUACCGACAUGUUUUCUAGUCAUGCUAUUACUUGGCUUACUCUUUUUUACCUCAUGCAACCAGAUUUGAGAAUCAUUCCCAAUAUUUCUUUUGUUAUUGAUCAAUGUGGUAAUCUUGAUCAUCCCCAGGACAAUAGAGGUAUGAUUUUAUUCAAAUAUUAUUUAAAAAGUAUUUUAAGCAUUUUAAAUUCAUUUAAGAUAUGAUUAUUGGAACUAGUGUAGUCAGAAUUUCCUCACUUUUCAUUCCUGAGGAUUUGUAUUGAAAUAUCAAAAAACGUUAGUAAUGCAUCAUUAAUAUAUCAUGUCAAUGGUUAUUCGCACACAUCAAAUAGUAAAGUUUUAAUGGAGCUUAAAUUUCAAGUGCAUACUUGUGAAUUUCGAUCAUAUGUAUCAUCGCAAAAACUCAUUAUGUGCAUCGAAAUAACAAUUAUAUCCUAUUAUAUGUUAAAAAUAUAUAACACUGAGUACACAAUGUUCCAGUUUUACAGAGGGGAAACCCAUCAAAUACUUUUGUGCUAUCAAAUGCAAAUGAAACAUUUUAUUAACUAUGAUCAUCUCUAAUAAUCACAUCUUUGAUUUUACCUGUAAGCCAGGAUGAGCUAGAUAACUGUGGCCUUUCUAGGAUUUUAGGUUUUGACUUUUUUUUUUUAAAUAAGCAUUUACAAAAAUUAUUGAUGGAAUCGAAUUGAUUUAACGUAUUUAGAUCAGAAAACACCAUACUUAAUUUUAACUACAUAUUUUUAUUACAAUUACUUAGUUUUUCUUUUCUUGAUCCAUUAAGUACGCAGUAAAAUAACUUAAUUUAUUUCAUCCAGGUUGUCUUCUUGGCUUACAUCUCUUUGUUCUUAGGAUCGAUUUUCCCACGUGUUUAGUGUUUGAGGUAUUCUUUCCAAAGAGGCUUUUUUCUCACAUUACUGUUUUAACCUCAUCAGACCACCAUACUGUUCUCUUGUACAGGGCUCCAAUUGUACUUUCGCACCAAAUUUCAUUAGCCAAGUAAAAUGUUUUAAAGAUAUUCAAUCCGGUUCAUAGGAAUAAAUAGAACAGAAAGAACAUAAAACAUAGAAGUCAUAUUUUUAAAUUAAAAUAUUUAGCUUUAGCACUCUAUCAAACUUUAGAUCUCAAUGUACUUUACUGACUCUACUGACUUGAUUAUUUUAAAGUUCAAUGCAUGAAUACUUUAGAAAUGAGUACCAUUUAUACCAACAGUUACUUAAUGCCCUUUAUUCAAUUGUUAAUAGAUAGUGUGAUAUUGAAUCAGCUGCUCUUAAUUUUUACAGAAUAUGUUAUUGAAUGGAAGCCAAAAAUAAACAAAGAUAAGACAUGGUUGGAUCUCCUUGAAGGGUUUUUCAAUUACUAUUCUUUAAUGAGAUUCUCAGAGUACAAAUUGUUUCCAUCCAGUGGUUUAGCUGUUCCCAGAAUUCAUGGAACACAAGAAGAUGACCAUCCUAUGUUCAUGCAAGAUCCUUUGUAUGAAGAAAGAAACAUUUUGUUCAAUGCCACAAAAGAGAAAUCAGAAAAACUGACUGCUGCGUGCUAUCGUUCACUACAUUUGCCAUGGAGACUAAAUGACUGAUUUCUGUGAUAUUAUCAAGGCUGAAUAUUUUUAUAGUUAAUGUUAUCUUUUUAAUAUUUUAUAUAUUUACAUUAUUAUACUUACAUAUUGAAUUUUAAGUAUAAAUGAAAUUUUAUUUAUAUCCUUUUGUUACCUAGAUUGUAGGAGUUCUUACCCAUCUAAUUAUAUUUGUACUUGUUUUUAAUGAACAGUAGUUAAUUAUUUGUUGUUUUAAUUUGUAUUGAUUGUUAUGUAUCUUUAUAAUACUUGUUCAACAUACAACUUAUGUUUAACAUUACAUAUAACUUUAUGAAAGGAUUUAUUUUAAAAAUGUUUAAAAUUAAUGUAUUUUGUGACGAAGUCAUUAUUAUUUUUUCAACAAAAUAAAGUAUUAUAAAAAU
This is a messenger RNA of Nezara viridula (southern green stink bug), 4778 nucleotides long. The record is from the annotation of a GenBank genome assembly. Lineage: Eukaryota; Metazoa; Arthropoda; Insecta; Hemiptera; Pentatomidae.